Cucurbitaria berberidis CBS 394.84 is the source of this 2572-nucleotide messenger RNA. RefSeq names its product transketolase. Lineage: Eukaryota; Fungi; Ascomycota; Dothideomycetes; Pleosporales; Cucurbitariaceae. The record is from RefSeq and is a predicted model, not a curated record. The transcript is spliced from 4 exons. Gene Ontology annotation, molecular function: transketolase activity. The coding region runs from base 38 to 2212 and encodes 724 amino acids. Gene Ontology annotation, cellular component: cytosol. Gene Ontology annotation, biological process: pentose-phosphate shunt.
ACGCCUUCUAACUUUUGUUACCCAGAGACUGUACAAUAUGCAUCUCUCACGCGACACCCCACAAGUCAACGGCUCGACCGACUACGGCAAGAAUGUCGUGGAGGGCUUACAGAAAGAGGAGAAGCUGGAACAAGCAUCAGUGCAAAAACUGUCGGAGGAGCAAGACCACGUCCUGAAAACCUUCAGAUUGCUGAUAGCAGAUCUGUGCCAGCAGUUCAAUGGAGGCCACCCAGGAGGAGCGAUUGGCAUGGCGGCCAUUGGAGUUGCGCUGUGGAAGUAUGUCAUGCGAUAUGCGCCGCAUACGCCGACCUACUUCAACCGUGAUCGCUUCGUUCUGUCAAAUGGCCACACAUGUCUAUUCCAAUACACGUUCCUCCACCUCACAGGCUACAAGGCGAUGACCCUCGAUCAGCUGAAAUCAUACCACUCGGACCGUGUCGAUGCGCUAUGUCCAGGCCAUCCGGAGAUCGAGCACGAGGGCAUUGAGGUGACCACAGGCCCCUUGGGACAGGGUAUUGCAAAUGCAGUUGGGCUUGCCAUGGCAUCCAAGAACCUCCAAGCAACCUACAACAAGCCAGACUUGGAUGUUAUCUCCAAUCACACUUGGUGCAUGAUCGGGGACGCGUGUCUGCAGGAGGGUGUCGGGCUGGAGGCAAUCUCCUUUGCUGGGCAUCUCAAGCUGAACAAUCUUACCGUUAUUUACGACAACAACCAGGUCACAUGCGACGGCAGUGUCGAUCUGACCAAUACCGAGGAUGUCAACACCAAGAUGGCGGCUUGUGGCUGGGAUGUUAUCGAUAUUGAAGACGGGUGCUUCGAUAUUGAAGGCCUUGUUGAAGCUCUGAACAAGGCCCGCGCAUCGACUGAAAAGCCCACAUUCAUUAACGUCCACACCGUCAUCGGUCUCGGCAGCGCUGUGGCAGGAGACGCAGUUGCUCAUGGAGCGGCUUUUGGAACGUCUGAUGUGGCCAACAUGAAGAAGGCAUACGGCUUCAAUUCUGAGGAGCACUUCGUCAUCAGCGAGAAAGUCCGUGAGUUUUUCGGUGACAUUCCCGCGAGAGGCCAGGAGCUGGUGCAGGCAUGGGAGAAGAAGGUGCAAGAGUACGAGACCAAAUACCCAGAGGAGGGCGCGGAGCUGAGGCAGCGCAUUGAGGGACGUCUGCCCGAAAACUGGAAGGAGCUCAUCCCAACCUCUUUUCCAGAUGCACCCACAGCGACGAGGAAGUCGUCAGGGCUUGUGUUCAACCCGAUUGCGGAGAAGAUCAAGAACUUCAUGGUCGGCACCGCGGAUUUGUCGCCUUCUGUGAACAUGAUCUGGAAGGGCAAGGUCGACUUUCAAAACCCUGGCCUGAAGACAACGUGCGGCAUCACGGGCAACUACAGCGGACGAUAUAUUCACUACGGCGUGCGAGAGCACGCCAUGUGCGCCGUGUCGAACGGAUUGGCAGCCUUUGCCCCUAAUACCUUCAUCCCCGUGACCUCAUCCUUCUUCAUGUUCUACCUCUACGCAGCCCCGGCCGUCCGAAUGGGCGCGCUGCAGCAUCUCCAGGUCAUCCACGCCGCCACACAUGACUCGAUUGGUAUGGGUGAGGACGGCCCAACCCAUCAGCCCAUUGAGCUGGCCAACCUCUACCGCGCCAUGCCCAAUCUUCUCUAUAUCCGCCCUGCAGACAGCGAGGAGACGGCAGGCGCGUGGAUCACGGCCAUCGACGCGAAGAACACGCCGACCAUCAUCUCGACAUCGCGACACACGCUGCCCCAAUUGAAGCAGACACGGCGAGACCUGGUCGCCAAGGGCGCGUACGUGGUGGAGGAAGUCGAGGACGCGGACGUGACGCUGAUCGGUGUUGGCGCUGAGCUGUCACAUGCGCUCGAAGCCGCCCAGGAGCUGAAGGCGAAGAAGAUCAAGGCGCGCGUGGUCAGCUUCCCGUGCCAGCGUCUCUUCGAGGCUCAGUCGACCGAGUACAAGCGCGACACACUGCGAAGGCACCGCGGCAUCCCAGCGGUUGUGAUUGAGCCGUAUGCGCCCAAUGGCUGGGAGCGAUACGCCGAUGCCGCUGCUUGUAUCAAGCGCUUCGGCCACAGUCUUCCGGGCAAGGCUGCGUACAAGUACUUUGGCUUCGACGUACCAGCGCUGACGGCCAAGGUCGAGAGCUACUUGCAGCAGCUGCGCGACGACCCUCUGCUAAAGGGCGAGUUUGUUGAUCUAUGAGCGUUGGGAAAUUGGGAAAUUGGAAAACUGCAUUGCUGGCGUAAUUAUUAGGGUAGAAUGUUCAGGAUAGAUUCAUAGCAUGAUUCAAUAUGGAUACGAAGAUGUUUCUCUGCUACAGUGUCCCGGGGACAGAAAGGCUAAUGGGCGUCUUGUUGGAGGAACAUGUAUACUGUGCGGGACGCAGAUGCUUACGGCCAAUUAAUUUACUGGGUCUGAGCCCUUCAAAGCUCGACCGUCUUUCCCGGAUCGAAGCCAUUCGAUUGCGCGAAGUAGUAACCACGCUGAUUCGUAACGAGUCUGGUCUGAUGAGUUUCGUGUUCAAAAUCACAGUUGAAAUGAGUGUGUCCGAACGCCCACACC